Molecule: messenger RNA, 2650 nt
Organism: Camellia sinensis
Lineage: Eukaryota; Viridiplantae; Streptophyta; Magnoliopsida; Ericales; Theaceae
Source: RefSeq, a predicted model, not a curated record
CGAACAAUUAACAACCGAUCCCUGGACAUCUCGACCGUUGGUUCUCAACCCACUUUCCUCUCUGCUUGUCUUCUCAUCAGUGCUUUAUUUAUAGUGCCCACUAAACGAUUCUAGCUGAUGAACCCUAGUUUCCAAGACUCUUUUGGGAUGUAAUACUUGAAAACAAACAAUUUUGAAUUGUCUGCAUAGUGGGUUUGGAGUUGGGAUGACUACAAUAUCACUGAUAGCUGGCAACGGUGCGAGGGGAAGAGGAGGUGAAGACUUGGGUUCUCUGUUUUGGUCGCAUUUACAUUUUGGCAAUGAGUUCCUGGCAAGUGAUUCACCGAUAAGUUUGUUUAGAAACUUAAAUGGCAGUUGGUGGAGGGAUUUGGGAGGCUCCAGGAUCAGACGGGGGUGCAAAUUUUGCGUUGUUGCAAAGGUUAGAAAGGGGAAGAAGCACGAUUACCCGUGGCCCGAUGAUAUUGAUCCAAAUACCAGUGCACCCUUGACUUACCUCUCUUACUUCAAGCCUAUGUCAGAGAAACCCAAACCAGUGACACUUGCCUUUGAGAAGCCACUGGUUGAUUUGGAAAAAAAGAUCAUUGAGGUACGCAGAAUGGCUGAUGAAACUGGUUUGGAUUUCAGUGACCAAAUUAGUGCUUUGGAAAACAAGUAUCAACAGGCUCUUAAGGAUUUAUACAUGCAUUUGACACCCAUACAACGCCUUAAUAUUGCUCGACAUCCUAAUAGGCCUACUGUUCUUGAUCAUAUCUUUAACAUCACUGAGAAGUGGGUGGAACUCCACGGAGAUCGUGCAGGCUAUGACGAUCCAGCUAUCGUGACUGGCAUUGGGAGCAUGGAUGGCAAAAGCUACAUGUUCAUAGGACAUCAGAAAGGAAGGAACACAAAGGAAAAUAUUGCACGUAACUUUGCAAUGCCAACUCCUCAAGGUUAUAGAAAGGCUUUGCGCAUGAUGAAAUACGCCGAUCAUCAUGGUAUUCCUAUUAUUACCUUUGUUGACACACCAGGAGCUUUUGCUGAUCUCAAAUCUGAGGAACUUGGUCAGGGUGAAGCAAUAGCUCACAAUCUGAGGACAAUGUUUGGCCUUAAAGUUCCAAUUGUAACAGUUGUAACUGGAGAAGGUGGCUCAGGUGGUGCUCUUGCUAUUGCUUGUGCCAAUAAGUUGUUUAUGCUGGAAAAUGCUGCAUUCUAUGUUGCAAGUCCCGAAGCAUGUGCUGCAAUAUUGUGGAAGUCUUCCCAAGCAGCUCCUAAGGCUGCUGAAAAACUGAAGAUAACUGCUCAAGAACAUUACAGGCUCAGAAUUGCAGAUGGUAUAAUUCCUGAACCUCUCGGUGGUGCACAUGCUGAUCCUGUGUGGGCAUCUCAACAGAUUAAGGAUACCAUCACUCAGGCCAUGGAGGAGUUGACAAAGAUAGAUAAAGAAGAGUUGCUCCGCCACCGGAUGCUCAAGUUUAGGUCAAUUGGAGUUGGAGGUUUUCAAGAAGGUACGCCAGUGGACCCCAAAAGAAAACGCAGCAUGAAGCCAUCCGAUAUUAAUACAACGACAGAUGAUAUUGAGUCAGAUCUUGAGAACCUCAAGAAGAAGAUUCUAGAAGCAAAAGGACCCUCGGAUCCAAUUACAAUCCAAACAAUGGAGAAGCUCAAACAAGAUUUAGACCAAGAGCUAUACAAAGCAUUCAUUUCCAUGGGCUUGCAGGAUAAGAUUGAGGCGCUAAAAUUGGAGUUAUCUAAAGCACCCGAUCGCCCCACAAAUCAUCCCCUUAACCGGGAUUUAAAGGAGAAAGCUGACAAAAUAAUGCUAGAAUUCCAGCAAAAUUUGUCACGACCCGGGGCUUACCUUGGGUUAAAGCAAAAGCUUGAAAAGCUAAACAUGGUUAGUAGGCUCAUUGAUAUGAAAGAGAAAAGUGAGAAACUGAAAGAAGAGAUUAAUCAAAGAAUCCCGGCAGACAUAAAAGCCAAGAAGGAACUUUUGAAGAAGGCUCGGGAAAGGUUAUCGAAAGGGGAUCCAUUGGAUUCUGAAUUAGCAGAGGAAGUCGAGAAAGCUAAGAAAGAGCUCGAGGAGGUUCUGAAGUCAGCUGACUUGGAAAUCGUUGGAGUGAUCGGGCGAAAAGGUGUUUUUGCACUUCCUAAUUUGAAAGAGAACGUGGUGAAGGUGAACGAAGAGAUAAGCAAGGAGAUUGAGAGAGCAGUGAAUGAAACUGGUCUGAGUAGGAAAAUUGAAACGUUGAGGGAGGAGGCUGCAAAAGGAUCAAGUUCAGGGAAGGUAAAAAAGUUGGAAGCAGAGAUCAAGGAGGAGAUAGUUUCUGCUAUGGAAGUUGUGGCAUUGAAGGAAAAGGUUGAGAAUUUGAGAGCGGAAUUGGAAUCAUCCACGAAAGCUGUGACUGGAGGUAAGGUUGGUGCUGAUAAUGGAAGAUACUGACACUAAAACUUGAUUUUCACAAAUUGAUAGAGGGAGGAAAGAGGGAGAGUAGACAACAUAUAUACUUGGUAUGUAUAGUAUUCAACUGGAGUUCAUAAUUCCUUGCAUAUAAUUUGUGUAUUUCUCAGUGUUUAGAUGUUGAUUGUUGUAUGGCAUAUAUCUGAUAUUAUAUGUAUUGCUUCCAUGAGUUUCAAAUAUAUUGGACAUCUUUUUGCUCUUGAUUCUUGAUUA